Messenger RNA from Helicoverpa zea (corn earworm), 1569 nucleotides. RefSeq names its product alpha-tocopherol transfer protein-like. Bases 123 to 1136 code for a protein of 337 amino acids. The transcript is spliced from 7 exons. The record is from RefSeq and is a predicted model, not a curated record. Lineage: Eukaryota; Metazoa; Arthropoda; Insecta; Lepidoptera; Noctuidae. Gene Ontology annotation, cellular component: membrane. Gene Ontology annotation, molecular function: phosphatidylinositol bisphosphate binding.
UCGUCGCCUGCAAGCAAAAUAACAAGUCAGCCCGUUUCGGCCGCCAGUGCUCGCUCGCUCUCUGUGCUACGUGAACGUGCCCUUAGUGAUAUUACGCGGGAAACUUCGAAAAACUCUCAAUCAUGUCUAGGAGAACCGAAAAACGUUUCUUGACAGAAAACGAUGAGUACGUAUGCCCCCUCUCUCCUGACACUCAGAAGAUAGCUGAGGAUGAGCUUCGAGAGACGGAGAACGCCCGGUCACAGGCACUUGCAGCAAUCAGGAGCUGGAUGGAGCAAAACCCCAAGUUCAUGGCUAUAAGAAUGGAUGCCAGUUUCUUUCUACGUUUCCUCCGCGCCAAGAAGUUUAGCGUACCAAUGGCACAGGAAGCCAUCGAGAGGUACAUUCUACUUCGUCAGUCGUGGGGCAUCGCCUUCAACCAGCUGGACUACAAGCUUCCCGUUAUGAUGGAACUGAUUGAGCUGGGAUACAUAUUUGUGAGUCCGUUCAAGGACAGGCUCGGUCGCCGCGUGGUCAUUUACAGGCCUGGUGUGUUCGAUCCCUACAAGUACACUAACCAGGACAUGUGCCGGGUCAUGGGCAUCUGCUACGAGACGCUGUUGGAAGACGAGGAGAACCAAGUCCGAGGAGUAGUCCACUACGCUGACGGUAGCGGCGUCAGCUUCCCCCACCUCACUCUGUUCACGCCUAAAGAAGCCGUCAGAAUCGUCAAGAAUGGAGAGCGCACGCUACCCAUGAGACACAAGGAGAUCUACGGUGUCAAUGUUCACCCUACGGUCAAGUUUGCUUUGGACUUUGGCAUGGCACUCAUUUCUGAGAAGAUCAAGAAGAGAGUGAAGCUCUACAGCGCUGUGGAAGACGUAGAAAUUGACAAGAGGUUACUGCCCAAGGAGUAUGGAGGCACCAUGCCUAUGAAGGAAAUGAUAACUCUGUGGAAAGACGAGCUCGCUGCCAGACGAGACAUUCUUCUUCUGAACGACAAGAUGGCGGUUCGUCUCGAGAUGUACAGCGAAGCGGCGCGAGAGGGCGCUGUCUCUGCACUCAAAACUGGCGCCAUGACGUGCUCAGGCGCUGACACAGUCGGCGACGCCAUGAGAGGACUCACUGGCAACUUCAGAAAACUUGAAGUCGAUUGAUAUUGUCAGACUUUAGACUGAUUUCUUUUAGUUGUAUACAUUUUAGCUCCUAGAUGUGAUACUGGCCUCAAUAAUUGAGUGUCAGCUUAAGGUGUACUUAUAAAUCUUAACUGUAUGUAGAAUUGUAGGGAGUUUGAAACAAGAAAUAAGAGCAGAUAUCGGAAUCUAAACAGCAAGUGAUUGAGAUGAGGUUAUGAUACAAAUCUACAAAUUGAUUGAAUGUUUUAAAUCAUAUAAGACGCGAGCUUUACAUUUAGAGCCUUGUAGUAAAGUCUGACAAUAACAUAAGUGUAGUGUAGUUGACUAUUGUACAAUGUAUAUUCUUCUAGAAUAUAUGUUUAGCUUUAAGACCUUUUGUACAAAUGUAUUAUGAAAUGGGAUGGAAAACAUAACUUUCAUGAUUAAUUUCUGGUUACAAUAAAUACUUUCAUUA